Messenger RNA from Spinacia oleracea (spinach), 2256 nucleotides. Its product is annotated as protein FAR1-RELATED SEQUENCE 9-like. The record is from RefSeq and is a predicted model, not a curated record. NCBI's taxonomy places the organism in Eukaryota, Viridiplantae, Streptophyta, Magnoliopsida, Caryophyllales, Amaranthaceae. Gene Ontology annotation, molecular function: zinc ion binding. Gene Ontology annotation, biological process: regulation of DNA-templated transcription. The transcript is spliced from 7 exons. The coding region runs from base 1 to 2256 and encodes 751 amino acids.
AUGGCGGAGUUCUUGGCUUUCCCUCUUUUUCCGCCAUUAAAGUUGGAGGUUAGUGUAAGUUAUUCAAUAAUGUUAAUUUCGGAAAUGGAGGGCAGUGGGGCUGAAAUUGGUGAAGGCGAGGUUGAAGGAGAAGAAGUAGAAGACUUCAUUUGUAGGUAUGAACCACAAUCCUCCUCCGACAAAGAGGAGGGUGGUGAGGAUUGUUUCACAACCCCAAAAAAGCGAACGGUUGUAACUGCCUACGGGGAAGAGGAGGAAGUUCUUGAAUUGAAGGUUGGUAUGGUUUUUUCUGGUUGGGAGGAGAUUGAACAACAGUUUAGGGGGUAUGCCAAACAAAAGGGUUUUGGUGUUGCCCGUCGUUGUGGUUCGUUGAAAUCUGCUGAUAAAGAUAAAGGAAUCGGGAAAGAGAAGCGUAAUUGUUUGUGGACUUGUGAGUGCUAUGGUGUGCCGGAAAGAAGGCGCAAGGUGACUGGGGAUAAGGUUGCAUCCGAUUCACAACUCCAUGAAGUAAUUGGGAGUGGGUUUUUAAGGGAUCAUCCUCAUGUGUUGAUACAAGCGAAUGUAUGUUCGAAAUCUGGUAUGUCUGUGGCUCAAACUUAUGACUUAAUGGCGGUGCAACGGAAUGGUAGAGGGAAAAUGCCUUUCUUACGGAAGGAUCUUAAUGAUGUGGUUGGGAAGGAGAGGAAGGCUAGGACUAGUGGUGGUGAUGCGAAGGAUGUUUUAUGGGUUGAUGCUCGUAGUAGAGCUGCUUAUGAGGAGUUUGGUGAUGUUUUCUGCUUUGAUACUACGUACUUGACCAAUAAAUAUAAAAUGCCGUUUGCGAACUUUGUUGGUGUAAAUCAUCAUGGUCAGAGCAUAUUACUUGGAUGUGCGCUUGUUUCGCAUGAAAAUAGUGACACAUUCGAGUGGAUUUUCGGUAAUUGGUUAGAAUGUAUGGGUGGUAAAGCCCCAAUUGGGAUCUUGACUGAUCAAGAUCCUGCGAUGAGGAGGGCUUUGAGAUCAACCAUGAGCGAUACAUGUCAUAGGCGGUGCAUAUGGCACAUUCUUCAGAAGUUUAGUAGGAAGCUUGGAACGCAUUUAGAGUACCCCGAUUUAAAGGUAGACUUGGAGCGGGCAAUAUAUGAUAGUCUAACAUGUGAUGAGUUCGAAUUAAAUUGGGCAACAGUUAUGGAGAGGUACCAGGUAGAUGAUGAUUGGCUUGAAGGGUUGUAUGCGGAAAGAAACAUGUGGGUUCCUGCCUAUGUGAAGCAUUUAUUUUGGGCUAGCAUGAAGACGACCCAACGAGUUGAAAGUAUAAACAGCUUUUUUGACCAAUUUGUACACAAGCAUACUCAUUUGUAUGAGUUUGUUGAGGCUUACUGUGAAGCAAUGGAGGAAAGGGAAAAUGAAGAAAGUAUGGUAGAUACCAAUACUGCGAGAAAUUUGAGGCAAAUUGUCACCUGUUUCCCAGCCGAGGAACUUUUCCAGAAAAUAUACACGGACGCCAAAUUUCAUGAGGUCCAAAGAGAGUGUAGUAGGGUACUGUAUGUGCGGUGUUUAAAUAAGAAAAUGUUGGAUGAGUCUGUUGAAGAGUACAAGCUUGAGGAUAGGGUUUGGAUAAAACCUAAACACGCAAGGAAGGAGAUUGUUACGAAGCAUAAGACGAAGUCUGUUGCAAUGUAUAAUUACGUUACCAAGGAAACAUCUUGUGAUUGUAAGCACUUUGAAUGUCACGGUAUAAGGUGUAGGCAUAUGAUAUUGGUUUAUGACUUGAAUAACAAGACUGAAGUUUCUGGCAAGUACAUACUUCGUCGUUGGCGGAAAGAUGUUAAAAGGAAGCAUACGAAGGUCAAGGUGAUGUACCACGACCGAUUGAAGAUAGAAGUUGGGCUAAUGGUGUUGUUUGAGCCUUUACUUUCAAAGGCAGCUAGCUACAAAGAGUCAAUGGAUGUUGUUGUUGAAAUAUCUCACUUGUUGGCAAUGCGUUUGGAUGAGAAGAUUGCAAUGCUUGACAGGCAAAGGCAAAAUGAGGAUGUUGGAGUUGGUACCCCGUCAUCCGUGUGUUUGGAGAAAGGUGGUACGGAAUUGACCCCCUCGUUCGUUGGCCAGUUACAACCUAUUGGGGUACGAUGUACGAUGGUGUUUGAUUCCCCACAAACAAAUGAACAUGAAGGAAGUUGUGCUGAUGGUGGUGGUGGGGUGGUGUAUCAGGCAGCGUUGGGGGUUUAUCUGGCAACUUUGCUCGGGGUUUAUCAGGAAGCUUCAAUGAUAGAAUAA